ACAGUGGACUCCACUUUAUCUUCUUUCUUUCGUCCGUUUUCCAAACCAAUAAUUUAGCUUCAGCUCUCAAGCUUUCAGCUAUGGCGUCCGCCUGAUCACUUCACUUCGCCACUUCCUCACAGCAUCCAUGGCGCACGCCGCCCUCGUCUCCCUCCUCCACACUCUGCACAACCUCUCCCGCUCCGAUCACUCCCACACUCUCUACCCACACGACCAAGUCCAAAACCUCCACCAAAAGCUUCUCCACCUCCAAACUUCCCUCGAAAAGAUCUUCCCUGUCACCAGAGACAUCAGAGACACCGUAUCCGACCUCGAAUCCCAAAUCCGAGACGCAGUCUUCAAAUCACAGGACACAAUCGACUACUUCCUCUCCACCUGCCUCCUACCCCCACCCACCCCCGCCGAUCUCCGCCAAAUCAUCUCCAGCUUCGAUCCAAUCGCCAAAAACGCCGACGAACUCGUCGAUUCCGUCAAACACGUCCGUUUGGGGACCGAAGGAACAGAUCCGUUCACGAACGAAGCUAUCGCCUCCAAAUUCACUUCCAGAUCCAAAACCACGCGGAUCGUCGGCCAGGAAGAGGAUUUCAAGCUCGUAACCGCCGAGCUCGUCUCCCCCUCCGACGACCUCCAAAUCAUUCCGAUCAUCGGUAUGCCUGGAAUCGGUAAGACCACUCUCGCUCGUAGCAUCUACUUAGAUCGACGUAUGGAAGACGAAUUCCUCGCCCGCGCUUGGGUAACGGUGUCGCCGGAGUACAAUUUCCGCGACAUCUUCACCAAGCUUCUGUCCUCCAUUGAAACACGAGGUCAGAAAGGGGACGAAUCCGUCUCCAAUCUCGUCAGCCGCGAGAGCGACGAGCAAUUAGCUCAACGCCUCCAUCAAACCUUAUACGAUACUCGUUAUCUGCUAGUAAUCGAUGAUAUGUGGGUAGAAACUUGUUGGGAUCGAUUGAAGCAGUAUUUCCCUGACAAUAAGAACAGGAGUAGGAUCAUCCUCACCACCAGGCACAACCACAUUGCCGAUCAUGUCAAUCGAAUCGGAUUCCGCCACACCAUGAAGCCAUUAAACGAAGAAAACAGUUGGAUUCUGCUAUGUGAUCGUGUCUUCGGAACUGGAAAUUGCCCCCCACACCUCCACGAAACCGGCCAGAAGAUAUCGAAGAACUGCCGGGGGCUGCCCCUGUCGCUGACCGUCAUCGGCGGGCAGCUCUCGCAGGAGAGGAAGACCGUCGAGUAUUGGACGAUUAUCGAACGCGACAUUUACGCCGCAGUCGCUUCGACGGACGAGAAAGAGUCGUAUAUCGAGAUUCUAACGUUGAGCUAUAAUCACUUGCCGAGUCGGCUUAAAGGCUGUUUUCUUUACAUGGGAGGCUUCCCCGAAGAUAGCGAGCUUCUUCUAUCGAAGCUGACGCGGUUAUGGGUCGCCGAAGGGUUUUUAAAAGAUUCGAGGGACGAAAGAUUCGACGCUUUGAAGAAAGCAUUGAACGAUUCGAAGGACAAGACGACGUUGGAAUUCGUCGCGAAGAGGUUCUUGGAGGAGCUCAUCGACAGGAAUCUCAUUGCGAUCCGUAAGUUCGGUCCCGACGGUCGGAUUAAGUCAUGCGGGAUUCACGACGUUCUUCGCGAUAUCGCCAUUAAAGAGUGUCAAAAGGAGAAGUUCUUUCACGGCAUAAAAAGGUAUUACGAACCGAUCCCGAAAGGUGCCGAGACGCAGAGGCGACUUUCGGUGCACAAAAACAUUCUCAUGUGUAUGGAAGAAGUUUACGAUGCCGCCAUAGCUGUCACUACUGCCCGGAGUUUUCUCUUCACCGGAAACCACCACCACCACCCGUAUCCUUACUCAUUAGACUUCCAUUACCUUAGAGUAUUGGACGCUCUUACGGUAUUUUUCAUCGAAUUCCCGGACGAAGUAGCGAGAAUGAUCCACUUGAGUUAUCUUUCGCUUACCUACAAUGGGAAGAUUCCUUCGUCGAUAGGAAAGCUUCGAAAUCUUCAAGCCCUGAUCGUUCGGCAGCAUCCGAAGGUCAUAUUCUUGGGCGCGUCGAUGCUGCCCGACGUAAUCUGGAGCAUGCCGGAGUUGAGGCAUCUGUUCUUUACCGAAACCGAGCUGCCCGAUUUUUCCGGAGUAGACUUUCUGUUGAGGGGCAAUCCGCUCCUCGAAAACCUUCAAUCUCUAUCGAACAUCAACGCCACUUGCUGUAACUGGGACGUUCUCCGAAGAUUUCCCAACUUGAAGAAGUUGGAGACGUGGGUUGCGACACCGGAUGAUCCUGUCGAUUUCCAUAUCGACGGGCUUAAAUUUCUCGAAGUUUUCAAGUUUUCGGUUCUGAAUCCUGUCCCGGAGAAGAAGAUCGACUUCCGGCCGGCGCUUGCUUUCCCGAACAAGCUGAGGAAGUUGAGUCUGAGCGGGUGCGUGAUCCCGUGGGACGACAUGUCGAUACUUGGACAAUUGGAACAUCUCGAGGUGCUGAAGCUGCGGGAGUUUGCGUUCCACGGGCAUAACGAGGAAAUCGAGAGCCGGCUGGACGAAGGAACCGUUGAGGAAGUUUCGGUGUGGUUGCCGAAGGAAGAGCAGUUCAGGGUGCUGAAGUACCUGAUGCUUGAAGGCCUGGAUUUAGAUUACUGGAUUGCCGACGACACGCAUUUCCCGAGCCUCGAAACGCUGAUCGUCCGGCAUUGCUAUGACUUGGUGGAAAUCCCUUCGGAAAUCGGAAACAUAGCGUGCCUGGAGCUCAUCGAAAUGAUCGACUGCAGCCCUUCCUGCGUCUCGUCGGCGCGCGCGAUCAAGAAGGAGCAAGCGGACAUCAAUAAGCUACUUCAGUCGGUUGUAACGGACUGAAAACUUCAUCGUGGUUGCAAUCGCUUGAAGAACCGUCUUCGAUUACAUUUCGUGCUAUCAACCGACCAGCCGAUCAGACCAGACACUAAUCAACCGACGAACCACGCUACUGACCAACCGACCAAUCAAAUGACUGAUCAACCACGCUAUUGACCAACCGACCAAUCAAGCGACUGAUCAACCGACAUGUUUCUUCAAUGGGCGUCCGAAGCCCACUCUUUUUUUGGGUUUAUCUGUAGGCUCAAAGUUAAAAUCCAAUUAUAGGCCCAAUAAAAACCCUAAAAUAUUUUAAUA
Messenger RNA from Andrographis paniculata, 3130 nucleotides. RefSeq names its product putative late blight resistance protein homolog R1A-10. Gene Ontology annotation, molecular function: ADP binding. Bases 128 to 2836 code for a protein of 902 amino acids. The transcript is spliced from 3 exons. The record is from RefSeq and is a predicted model, not a curated record. Gene Ontology annotation, biological process: defense response to other organism. NCBI's taxonomy places the organism in Eukaryota, Viridiplantae, Streptophyta, Magnoliopsida, Lamiales, Acanthaceae.